Molecule: messenger RNA, 2874 nt
Organism: Periophthalmus magnuspinnatus
Lineage: Eukaryota; Metazoa; Chordata; Actinopteri; Gobiiformes; Gobiidae
Gene: pdpr
Product: pyruvate dehydrogenase phosphatase regulatory subunit
Exons: 18
Coding region: 188-2866 (892 amino acids)
Cellular component (GO): cytoplasm; mitochondrial matrix; mitochondrion
Molecular function (GO): protein binding; oxidoreductase activity
Source: RefSeq, a predicted model, not a curated record
GAAACGGUUUGAAGCUGAAAAAACUCGCACAGGAAGCAGUGCUCGGUGUUCGGUUGUGAUCGCCAGCUUUACCGAAAGCUGAACCGCAAUACAAGUUUAGUAAUACCACCAAGACUAUAUAUUUUUGCUUGGACUUGGAUUUAAAGUUGUGACUUGAGUGGAUCGGCUUGUUGGUAAACGCACAGCUAUGUGCAGCUGUGUGCGGGGCUCCAGGGCUCUGGUCCCUGCCAUGCUCCCCAGGCUGCUACUGCCGCAGACAGGCCACAGACUCACUGGCAGGGCGCUAUGGACUUCUCCCUCCUGGAAGGCUGGCACUGCAGACUCCCACCUGCCCCCUCUGCCUGGACAGGCCCGUGUAGUGAUCUGUGGUGGAGGCAUUGUGGGGACAUCAGUGGCAUAUCAUCUGGCCCGCUUGGGUUGGACUGAGAUAGUACUGCUGGAGCAGGGCAGACUCGGUGCUGGAACAACAAGACUAAGUGCUGGCAUAGUUAGUGUUGCUAAACCUAUUUCCAUAGAGUGUCAAAUGGCAAACUAUUCCAAUACUCUGUACCGGCAGCUUGAAGAAGAAACAGGAGUCAAAACAGGGUAUGUGAAGACUGGCUCACUGUGCCUUGCUCAAAAUCAAGAUCGAUUCAUCUCUCUAAAGCGACUGGCUUCCAGACUCCGAGUAAUGGGCAUCAACUGUAACAUAAUCAAGCCAAAGGAUGUAGCUAAACUCCAUCCACUUGUUAACAUUCAUGACUUGGUGGGUGCUCUCCAUCUUCCUGAGGAUGCAGUGGUUUCUUCACCUGAUGUUAAUCACGCACUUGCAGUGGCAGCAGCUGGACAUGGUGUCCAAAUUCUGGAAAGAACCACAGUCCAGCAAGUUUUGGUGGAGAAGGGACAAGUAAUGGCUGUGGAGACAGAUCGGGGCUCCAUUGAGUGCGAAUUUUUUGUCAACUGUGCGGGGCAGUGGGCUUAUGAGCUCGGCCAAGCAAGUGAAAUGAAAGUGUCUGUUCCUCUUCAUGGAUGUGAACACUUCUAUCUUCUCACCAAACCACUCGAAGAUCCAGUUCAGCCUAAUACUCCAGUGAUUGUUGAUAUGGAUGGAAGAAUUUAUGCACGGCCCUGGCAGGGGGGAAUUCUUUCGGGGGGAUUUGAGAAGAAUCCAAAACCCAUUUUUACUGAGGGUCGUAAUCAGCUGGAGAUCCAGAAUAUGCAGGAGGAUUGGGACCACUUUGAGCCCAUGCUGAGUGCACUGCUAAGAAGAAUGCCUAAUCUGGAGUCUGCAGAAAUUCAACAGUUGAUCAACUGUCCAGAAUCCUUUACCCCUGACAUGCGCUGCCUGAUGGGGGAAACACCAGGUGUUUCUGGUUACUAUGUGCUGGCUGGAAUGAACUCCUCUGGCCUGGCUUUUGCUGGAGGAGCCGGAAAGUAUCUGGCAGAAUGGAUGAGUUAUGGCUACCCGACAGCUAAUGUCUGGCCACUUGACAUCAAGCGGUUUGGCAACCUGCAAAGUAGCCGAACCUUCCUGCGACACAGAGUAAUGGAAGUCAUGCCUCUGUUGUAUGAGCUAAAGGUCCCACGGUGGGACUUUCAAACUGGUCGUCAGCUGAGGACUAGCCCCCUGUAUGAUCGUCUGGAUACGCAGGGAGCACGCUGGAUGGAGAAACAUGGCUUUGAGAGACCCAAAUAUUUUGUUCCCCCGGGAAAAGAUUUGCUCUCACUGGACCAAAGUAAAACCUUCUAUAAACCAGACUGGUUUGACAUUGUUGGAGCUGAAGUGAAGUGCUGUAAAGAGGCUGUCUGUGUCAUUGACAUGUCCUCUUUCACCAAAUUUGAACUGACUUCAGCCGGUGACCAGGCCCUCACGUUGCUGCAACAUCUUUGUGCAAAUGACCUUGAUGUUCCAGUUGGACAUAUUGUACACACUGGGAUGCUAAACGAGAGAGGAGGAUAUGAGAAUGACUGCAGUGUGGUUCGACUGAGCAAGAACAGCUUCUUUAUAAUCUCUCCAACAGACCAACAAGUACACUGUUGGUCUUGGAUUAAAAAACACAUGCCUAAUGACCCACAUCUGCAUCUAGAAGAUGUCAGCUGGAAAUACACAGCUCUAAAUCUGAUUGGGCCACGUGCAAUGGAUGUUCUAGCAGAGUUGUCAUAUGUUUCAAUGACACCUGACCACUUCCCUUCCAUGUUUUGUAAGGAAAUGAGUGUUGGAUAUGCCAAUGGCAUCAGAGUGAUGAGCAUGACUCACACAGGAGAACCAGGCUUUAUGCUCUACAUUCCUAUUGAGUAUGCCCUCCAUGUGUACAACGAAGUGAUGUCUGUGGGACAGAAAUAUGGGAUUCGUAAUGCUGGGUACUAUGCAUUGCGUAGCUUGAGAAUUGAAAAAUUCUUUGCCUUCUGGGGUCAAGACCUGGAUGCCUUCACUACCCCACUGCAGUGCGGACGAGAGUUCAGAGUAAAGUUUGAUAAGGACACAGAUUUCCUCGGUCGUGAAGCUUUACUGAUUCAGCGCCAGGAAGGUGUGACUCGGAGGUUUGUUAUGUUAGUUCUUGACGACCACGACACAGAGUUGGACCUGUGGCCAUGGUGGGGUGAGCCCAUCUACCGUAAUGGUCAGCUGGCAGGAACAACCACCAGCAGUGCAUACAGCUACACCCUUGAGCGCCAUGUCUGUCUGGGCUUUGUAUCCCCACCUCUAGGCCCAGAGGGGCUUCCAACACCAAUCACUCCAGACUUCAUCAACAGAGGGGACUAUGAAGUGGACAUUGCAGGCCAGCGUUACCCAGCUAAAGCCAAACUUUAUCCCUUCAGUUCCCUGUUCACUCAACAAAAACGCCGCAAAGACGACCUGGAGCUCAGCAACCUUCAGGGGAAGUAAUAAUAUAA